AUGUUUUUUGGAACUCACUGUGCUCCAGUUCCACCUAUUCUUCCUAAUUACUUGGAGAAUAUCAUAUACAUGCUUGUCACCUUCUUAUUGACAAAAUUCUACCUCUGGAUAUCAGCAUGUUUUCAACGCCGUUAUGGACAGUCACUGGAUUCUCGCUUUGAGAAUGGGCCUCUUCCACAAAGACCCCGAAGCAUUGUUUCAGUACUCAAUCCCAAUGCUUCGCCUUUUACUUCUCAACAGAAUCUGGCUUAA
Messenger RNA from Strongyloides ratti, 252 nucleotides. RefSeq lists its product as hypothetical. NCBI's taxonomy places the organism in Eukaryota, Metazoa, Nematoda, Chromadorea, Rhabditida, Strongyloididae. The record is from RefSeq and is a predicted model, not a curated record. The transcript has a single exon. The coding region runs from base 1 to 252 and encodes 83 amino acids.